AUGACCGGUGCUGAUUUCUCGGAUUUAUUCAAAUCAGUUGGAGGAUUACCAUCGCUAAAGUCCUUGGACAAUAUCUCUCAGGCAGACGAAGGAAAGGAUACCCAUAUAAACGGUGCUAAGACUCCUGUUAAUACUCCAACUGUUGCUCGUACCCAGAUCAACCAGCAAGAGCACAACCCACUCCUUUCUACAUACCCCAAACGGGCACAGACGCUCGAUGCUCAGGGAGAUCAGUCACCUGAUGAAUUUGGUAAACUUCCUAGCUUAUCUCGGGGGUCCGCAACCCGAGAACGUGCAGCAUCAGAAUCACGACCUUCUCCAUAUGGUAACGGGACUGGAAUGCGAGAUAGGCUCGACUCCAAUGCUUCCCUGAACAUUAACCCACAGAGUACCCGAAUCGUGCUCACUUCUCCUGACUCGAAUGCACCCAAGCCCAUACCCAAUGACAAUUCCGAGCUGGUACUUCGUCGGUUACGCGAGGCUUUGUCUGACGCAUCGGAGCGUGGCGCACAGCAGCUGAAGUUUGAUAAGGCUUUCAUUGAGGCGAUUUUAGCAGUCCUGGAACAGCGUCAACAGGAGGUAACUGAACUGAGAAAUAAAUAUGAUGGAACGAAGAGGGCUAGCCAGCAGUAUAUCGAUGGCCUUACGGUUGCUCAAAAGGAGUAUGAUCGAGAGUUGAAGGCUAGACGCAAUGCCGAAGCAGAAGUUAUACGUCUGCGAGUUCUACUUUCUGGGCAAGCCGCGAAGAUUACAGCCCUGAGCGGCGAGGCUAAGAGGCACGAAGCACGACAGCUGUUUUCUGAGGAGCUAUCGACCAAUCUGGAUAAGCUGGAGAAUGACCUAUCAAAACUGAAAGUGGAGAGAGACAUGACUCUGGCAGAGGUAGAGGAACUUUGCGCCUCCAAGAGCGCUGGCGAAGUUCCCACUGUCCAGAUGAGCCGGUCACUGACCAUGCGCCUUGACAAUAUCAAAACACAAUAUCAGCACGACCUCGUACCACUCACUAAGCAGCGCGAGGCAUUAGUUCGGGAGAUCGCAGAACUGAAGGCAACUCGUGACCAAUUUUUGGAAGAAACGACCGUCCUCAAUGCUCGCAACGAGGAAUUGGCGCAGCUGAAUGCUCAGUAUGCCCGUAGAGUGGAGGCCUCUCGCGCGGAAACACCGAGCGAAAACAAAAGCACCUCAUUCGAUCGCAAUCGUCCCCAGCCAGAACUACCGUCAAGUCUCCCCUCCUUCACUAUAUCAACAGCUAGUACCUCUACGCUCAUUGAGGAUACCGAGGUGAAAUUUGUGAAACUUCAGCGUUCUGAUACUCCCGAUAUGAUGACACCGUUAUCAAAGCCCAGGCAGUUCAUCAAGUGGCCGGGCUCAAAGGGGAGGGACCCUGCUGCGCUUUUGGAGGCGAAGGGGAAAGGACGUCUCGAGCAUAUAUUCCACCAAUCCAGCGUUUUACGGUUUACGCGGUGCGACCACUGCGGGGAUAAGUUAUGGGGAUCGCAGUUCCGUUGCUCAGGCUGUCACAUUUCCAUUCAUGCUCGUUGUGUAAGCCACGUUCAACCAUCGUGCUCUCAGCAACAACAUUCAUCAAUGCGUGAUGAGCCCUCGACCCAAUUAACUCCAUUGCCUCCAUCCAUGUUCGGACGUGAUUUGAUCGAACAGGUAAAGGCAGACUCAAAAUGGGGCGACCGUACAAUUCCGAUCCUUGUUGAGAAAUGCAUUGAUGCAGUAGAAGCUCUAGCUCUUGAUUAUGAAGGUAUAUACCGUAAAACAGGUGGAUCGGGACAGUCCAAGGCUAUCACUCAAUUAUUCGAACGAGGCGACUAUGCUUCAUUCGACCUCAGAGAUUCCGAUCGAUUCAACGACAUAUGUAGUGUCACGUCCGUUUUGAAAACGUACUUCAGAUCACUACCCGUGCCAUUGUUGACGUUCGAUUCACACGAGGAGUUUAUUGUGGCCUCCGGUAUUAAGGACCCUGCACUCAAAACUAAAACAUUGCAAGAAUUGGUAACUCAACUGCCAAUUGAACACCACCAUACCUUGCGUCUUUUAAUGCUACAUCUCCAUCGCGUGCGUGAGCACAGUGCAAACAAUUUAAUGAAUGCCAGGAAUCUGGGUGUGGUGUUUGGGCCCACACUUAUGCGGUCCAGAGACCCAGGUUCAGAAUUUAGUGAUAUGGCUGGUAAAGCCCUUUCGAUAGAAUGGCUCGUCGACAAUGCGCCGUCAAUUUUCCAGCCUACAACUUAA
Molecule: messenger RNA, 2244 nt
Organism: Serpula lacrymans var. lacrymans S7.9
Lineage: Eukaryota; Fungi; Basidiomycota; Agaricomycetes; Boletales; Serpulaceae
Exons: 10
Coding region: 1-2244 (747 amino acids)
Biological process (GO): regulation of GTPase activity; signal transduction
Cellular component (GO): cytoplasm
Source: RefSeq, a predicted model, not a curated record